Phanerochaete carnosa HHB-10118-sp is the source of this 3730-nucleotide messenger RNA. RefSeq lists its product as uncharacterized. The transcript is spliced from 24 exons. Gene Ontology annotation, molecular function: transmembrane transporter activity. The record is from RefSeq and is a predicted model, not a curated record. Gene Ontology annotation, biological process: transmembrane transport. Gene Ontology annotation, cellular component: membrane. NCBI's taxonomy places the organism in Eukaryota, Fungi, Basidiomycota, Agaricomycetes, Polyporales, Phanerochaetaceae. The coding region runs from base 602 to 2020 and encodes 472 amino acids.
CCAAAAAGCACCGAAAGGCGAGGAAAAUGGCUGUCGACGCUGCCAAGGUCGAUAGUUCUGAACGCGGGUCGACGGUCGACGCAGACGAAAUCCAGCUGGUAAUAAUCAGCGGGGGUACUGGGUCAGACUUACGCAGGAAUGGAGGUUGCUGAAAGACUUUACCUUCGGUAACGUCAUCUUCUAAUGGCAAACUGGAAGGCUACGGGUAUCCUUGCUCGUGACGACGUCGUGUGCAACUUACGGGUCUUCUCGAUCUUCAGAGGCUUGUCUGCUUUGCUCCGGCGGAUAGCGGCUUGGAUUGAGAGUAUACCGUUUGAACCUGAUCAGCGCUCAUACCUGCGUAGGGAAGCCCCCAGUGUCGCCUAUUCUCUUUCGCUCCUUGUUGAGGGGCCCGAUAGAAUCUACUGACCAUCUUCAUUUUUCCCCUCGACAUUAGGAGAAACUAGGGUAUAAGCAGCAACUGCAUCGUACAUGGAGCAUCGUUGAGAGCUUUUCGGCGAGUUUUGUAGCCCUCAACUUCAUUGGAGGCGUCCGGUCUGGUCUCUUCUUGGGCUUGCUUGCCGGUGGUCCAGCUGCUGUGUGGUCGUCCUAUAUCAUCUCCAUGAUUUUCAUGUGGAUCACGGCGGCUGUCCUUGCCGAGAUCUGUUCUGCUCUUCCCUUGAGUGGCUCGAUCUAUAUCUGGGCUGCCGAAAGUGCUGGUGCUAAGUACAGCAGACUCUUCGGCUUCGUCGUUGCUUGGUGGUCCACGACAGCAUGGAUGACUUUCGCGGCUGGUAACUGUCAGACAACGGCAAACUACGUUGUUUCCCAGCUUGCUAUUUGGGAAGUCGACUUUCCUGGUGGUGUAGGCAAUGACAACAUCAAAUGGCGGGCUCUCAUCUGGGCCGUGUCGGAAGGCGUCCUGUUCUGCUCUAUCGCCAUCAACUACUUGCCGCCUAAGUGGUACUCAGCCGUCUUCCGCAUCUCGGUCGCAUUAUACAUGAUCGACUUCUUGCUUUGCGUGAUCUGGUUGCCCAUUGGCGUAUCCCACACCUAUGGUUUUCGCUCUGCCAAAGAGGUUUUCACGAUGACUUACAAUGGAACCGGUGCACCUGCUGGCUGGAAUUGGCUUCUCUCUUUCCUGUUUACCGCAGGCACUAUGAUCGGUUUUGACGCCUCUGGGCACAUUGCUGAAGAGACCAAGAAUGCUAGUGUUGUUGCAGGGCGUGGUAUCUUAAGCAGUGCCAUCGCGACGGGUGUCCUCGGAUUCGCCACCACGAUUCUAUUCCUGUUCUGCACUCCAGAUCUGGACACACUCUUCUCCCUGGACGCUCCACAACCGUUCGUGCAGCUGUAUGCGCUUGCCCUUGGUCGUCCCGGAAGCGUUGUCAUGACUGUCAUCGCCAUCCUCGGUCUCAUCCUGAGCACCAGUGUCGCCAUCGUUGCUGCCUCGCGUCUUAUCUACGCCGUCGCUCGUGAUGGGGUGCUGCCCAUGUCCGGAUGGAUUGGCCGCGUCGAUGCGGCGCGCCAACCGCGCAACGCCGUAACAGUCAUGUUCCUUUUUGGUGCUGCUAUCCUCUGUACUAUCUUGCCAAGCCAGGUUGCGUUCACGUCCCUGAUAUCCGCUGGAGGUAUCCCCACUACUGCGGCGUAUGGUCUCAUUGCACUGUUGCGUCUCGUGUUCACCCCGAACGACUUCAAGUCGUCGCACUUCUACCUUGGGAAAUGGCGCAAGCCAUUUUACAUCUCGGCGGUCCUGUUCAACGGUCUGAUAUUCGCGACCCAGAUCUCGCCGUUCUUUUUCCCGGUCACCGCUGAGACUUUUAAUUUCGCUUGCGCUAUCUUCGGCUCCGUCACAGUCUUCGGACUCCUCAGUUGGUACAUUGUUCCUGAUAGCAAGUGGCUUCGCCGUGAACUGGUUCAACAGCAACUCCACACCGCUAACGACGGAGCGACGUCUAUUGGCACAAGUACCAUCCCGGAAUUGUCCGCCACCCAGGCUGUCCGUCGCCACAGUGAGGACAACAAGAACACCGACUAAAGUCAGAAGCCUUGCUAUCGGCACACCGUUCCUGUUUUCGUUUGUCCUUUGGAUUGUGCCAAGCUUGGCUUUCAAGUCUACCCGUCCUCUUUUCCUUGUAUCGUUGCGGACCUGUACUAGUUUCGCUACCUAUGCCCAUCUCCUUAUAUCUUGCAACGGGUGUACAGGACGGUGCACUGUUGAGUGGUGUUUUAAGAAGGAUAGUGGCGUUAUUACCGACAAUAUACGCUUAGUAUGGCUCUAGACCCAAGUCUCCUCUACAUGCGCCCUCCACAUCGACGAUCUCCUUUGGAGCGGCUACGCUCAGCACCGUAGGAUGGUUGGUGCCGACCAGGACCUCAUCCUCAAUCCGGAUACCCAUAUUAUGGAACUCCUUUGGAAAUAUUGGCGAUGGUGGGACAUAUAUGCCCGGCUCGAUUGUUAUCACGUUACCGGCCUUCAAUGGUUCAUUUCGGUCCAAGUGCGCUGACUCGUGUAAAUCGAUUCCCACUGGAUGCCCGACAUAAUGAGGGUACAGCUCGUGUUCAAGGUCGCUCAUGCCCGACGCGCUAUGGAGGUUGAAUCCAAUCUUGUUCAAUUCCUUGCGUAGCACAUCAAGCGAUUCACGAUGAAUGUGUGCAAGCGACAGGCGGGCCGACUCAGUGCAGAGCGUAACAAGGUACUUCUGUGCCUGAAGCACGGCGUUAUACAAGGCGGCUUGUGCGGGCGAGAAUAUGCCCCGGGCAGGAAAAGUGCGAGUGAUAUCCGAGGCGUAGCCGUUGUAUUCGCAGCCCGCAUCAACAAGGAGGAGCUCAUCAUCACGAAUGGUCUGGUUGUUUGAAGUAUAGUGAAUAAUUAAAGCGUUUGGUCCCGAUGCUACUACUGGUACAUACGCCGGCCGCUGCGAGCCAUUCCUUGCGCAGAGGUAUUCGAAAUGCGCCGCCACUGCGUGUUCGGACAUGCCAGAUUCCGUGAAACGCAUCGUCUUUGUGUGUGCGUGGGCACUGAUAUCUGCGGCGCAGUGCAUGAUCCUCUGCUCCGGCUCACUCUUGAUGGCCCUCAGUAUUGCCAACUCGGGUGCAAGUGCUUUUCGCUUUUUGCUACUUAACGAGUCCAUAAUCGUAUCGUAUUCCAAAUGAGUAAUCCGUGCGAGCGGCGAGAGGUCCUUGAGUAAAUUUUGGUAGGUCGAGGAGCGUCCUCGCCGGGACAAUGACGCGGACAGCGGAAGUUCAGCAUAAACGUGAGAGCAAUUGCCCAAGAAACUCUUCAGUACUGCCGGGAAGGAUGUAAUAGAAUACGCAUCGUCCGCCCGGAAAUGCAGUAACAGAUCAUCCGGCGUGGUACGGGCACCGUUCCAUUUCUCCCUAUGUGAGUCCUUUCCCAGAGAGAACAUGAUCAUUCGGUAUCCUCGCGCAGAGGAGUUCUUCUCCAGGAUAACCGCUGCGUCUGGCUCCUCAAAUCCUGUGAGAUACCAGAAAUCGGAUGCUUGCCGAAAUUUGUAGAAUAUUUGACCGCUCAUGUACUUGACCUGCCCUGAUACGACAACCACGAUGCUAUCGCUUGGUAGUCUAUCCAUGAGGGCUUUUCGUCUCCGUUCGUACUCUUCCACGGGUAUUCCGGGGGUGGUCUCAUUUGGAUUCAUAAGAUGUGGAUGCGACGCAAACAACGGUUGGCCGAACCUCGUAGGCUUAAGGCCAUGCUGGAGGCCAUGCUCAGACGCAUAAUUUCUUG